This is a messenger RNA of Micropterus dolomieu (smallmouth bass), 2278 nucleotides long. RefSeq names its product NPL4 homolog, ubiquitin recognition factor (gene nploc4). The coding region runs from base 157 to 2043 and encodes 628 amino acids. Gene Ontology annotation, molecular function: ubiquitin protein ligase binding; ubiquitin binding. NCBI's taxonomy places the organism in Eukaryota, Metazoa, Chordata, Actinopteri, Centrarchiformes, Centrarchidae. The record is from RefSeq and is a predicted model, not a curated record. Gene Ontology annotation, cellular component: nucleus. Gene Ontology annotation, biological process: ubiquitin-dependent protein catabolic process. The transcript has 17 exons.
CCGGUGGGACACGGUCGGUCAUUUAUGUGUGCUACACCGGUGUUUGAGUUGCGGGAUGGAGUUUCGUUGACAGACAGCAGCGCUACGUGAAUUUUCUAUCUAGUGUGUCUGUCUACUAACACGUUGAUAUCUAUCGGAAGCGCUCACCGGUCCAACAUGGCAGAUAACAUUAUCAUCAGGGUACAAUCCCCAGAUGGGAUGAAGAAAAUUCCUUCCACCAAGAGAGAGACAGCUGCUGCUUUUUUAAAGAAGGUGGGCAAAGAGUUUGGGUUCAAUUCCAAUGGGUUUUCCGUUUACCUGAACCGCAACAAGACCGGAGAAAUCGUUUCACAGAACAAAACCCUGAGCCUGCUUAAGAUCAAGCAUGGCGACAUGCUGUAUCUGUUCCCCUCAGGAUCCUCUUCUUCUUCUUCUGGGGAGGUGAUGGACACGGCCACCCCACACUCAUCGUCAUCACUACCAUCCAUCUCAUCUUCUUCAUCCUCUUCUUCGUCCUCCAUGAUCCCCCGGUCCUUCUCAGCCCCCCAGGUCCAGGAGGAUGAGAUUGAUCAGUAUCUGGCCAAGCAAGACGGCAAGAUCUACAGGAACAAAGAUCCACAGCUAUGUCGCCAUGGUGCCCUUGGAAAAUGUGUGCACUGUGUACCAUUAGAGCCUUUUGACGAAGACUACCUGAAUCACCUCGACCCACCAGUGAAGCACAUGUCAUUUCACGCAUACCUUCGCAAGCUGACCGGUGGAGCCGAUAAAGGGAAGUUUGCAGCUUUGGAGAACAUCAGCUGUAAGAUCAAGUCGGGUUGUGAGGGCCACCCUCCCUGGCCGGAGGGGAUCUGCACCAAGUGCCAGCCCAGUGCCAUCACCCUGAACAGACAGAAAUACAGACACGUGGACAACAUCAUGUUUGAGAACCACACCAUUGCUGACCGCUUCCUGGACUUCUGGAGGAAGACGGGCAGUCAGAGGAUGGGGUACUUGUAUGGCAAAUACACUGAGCACACAGACAUCCCUCUGGGCAUCAGAGCUGAGGUGGCUGCCAUCUACGAGCCACCACAGAAUGCCUCUCAGAACAGUCUGGAAUUGGUGGAAGAUCCUAAAGCUGCAGCUGUAGAUGAAAUCGCUGCCAAACUGGGCCUCUGCAAGGUGGGCUGGAUCUUCACUGACCUGCUCUCUGAGGAUACGAGGAUAGGCACUGUCCGCUACACGAGAAACAAUGACUCGCACUACCUGAGCGCAGAGGAGUGCAUCACAGCGGGAUACUUCCAGAAUCAUCAUCCAAACCCCUGCAGACUCUCUCGAGACGGACAGUUUGGUUCCAAAUUUGUGACGGUGGUGGCAACAGGCGGUCCAGAUAACCAGGUGCACUUUGAAGGAUAUCAGGUGUCCAAUCAGUGCAUGGCUUUGGUGAGAGACGAGUGCCUACUGCCUUGCAAAGACGCUCCCGAGCUCGGCUUCGCUAAAGAAUCCACCCCUGAGCAGUACGUACCGGACGUCUUCUACAAGGACAAAGACAAAUUUGGAAAUGAUGUCACAUUUCUAGCCCGGCCCCUCCCGGUGGAGUACCUUAUCAUAGAUAUAACUACAACUUUUCCAAAGGACCCCCAGUACACCUUCUGCUCCACACAACGCUUCCCUAUCGAGAACCGUGAUAUCCUGGGGGAGACACAAAAUUUCCACAGUUUAGCGACAUACCUGUCCCAGUGCACCUCCACAGCAUUCCUGGACAUCGUGUCAGACUUCCAUCUGCUCCUCUUCCUCGUUACCAAUGACGUCAUGCCCCUGAGAGACAGCAUCGGGCUGCUGCUAGACGCAGUGAGGACCUCUGAUGAGGAUCUGGCACAGACCUGGAAGAAGUCAGAGCAGUGGGCCACCAUCGAGCAGCUGUGCAGUACAGUGGGCGGGCAGCCCUCCAGCUCUGUGGGUUACGGGGCCAUGGGCGGCCCCUCAGUCCCCGCCUCAUCCUCAGCCAUGUGGUCCUGCCUCCACUGCACCUUCAUGAACCAGCCUGGCACAGAGCACUGUGAAAUGUGCAGCCUGCCCCGCAGUUAAAAAACCCCUCCCUCCACACUGCCCUGCCCUGAUCUUAUUACCCGCCCAGCCCUCCUCUUAACUCGCCAAUGACAUCACUGCUCCAGGACCAGCUGCGAGAUUUGGACCCCCUUUGUGUUUUCUUUCCGCCUCACUCUGAAGCCUCUGUCCUUCCCAUCUCACGGGCUGCUGUGACGCUUGAAAGGGACGCACUCGUUUACAUCGAAUUCAAUGCGUUCAAUAAAAUAAAACCAGA